AAAUCCUUCUGAUCAUUUUUUUUCUUACAUGAUCUCAAGUUUUCAUUCGGUGCAUAAAAUUUUUUUUUUUCAAACAGUGUGUAAAAAAAUCAAUGGUUAAUUAAGAAAGUUAUUAAUUAUAAACAAAUGUUUAAUUGUAAAAAAGUAAAGUUAUUUCAAAAGUGAGAAAAUAAUAUUGGAGUAAAAAUGGGAUUUGUGGAUAGGUAAAACUGGUUGGCACACGAACAGAUUACUGCUAAAUGAUACUUUGACUUUUCAGACUUCGGAGGGCUUUGCACUUGAAUCAGUUCUUUUGUGAGAAUCGACCAGACAGUGUCGUGUAAUUUUUUUUUAUUUGUGUUGUUGAAUUAUUAAUGUGAUCACAAUGUCAACGUCUGAAAGAAUUUAUUUAACACCUCAGCCAAUUUAUACUGAAAAUACAGGAUUGUUAAGAAAUCAAAGGAUUAGAUUUCGCCAAUUUCAGUGUUGUUUAUGCGCAUCUAUAUUAGUAGUGUUGGUAAUUUGUCUUGUGGCAAUGAUAAGCUAUUCAUUAAGUAUCAUUGAUUUUAAUCCACCAGAAGACUCGAGCUAUUCAAGUAACUUCAGCUAUUUAAAAACCCAACUACUUGAGUUAAAUCCUACGUUAUUCAGACUUAGUGACAAAGAGUGGGCAGAAGCUUUAGAUGCGGGAAAUCAUGCAAUUGAAAAAAGAUCUAUAAUAGACGAAAGUGCAAAAAUAAUCCUUGCGAAUCAAUUAUCACCAAAUAUUCGUCAUAAUAAUGCUGUAAAAACAAGUCUUCAUGCAGGGAAACUUGCAAUGGCAGGGAUUGGUGAGCUUGGAGCUACGAAAUAUAUUCUUGAAGUUCGUAGGAAUAAUAAAACGAAAUUUAAUUUUGCUGAUGGAGCUUUUUUUUAUGGCAAUUGGGCACCGAUAGAAAGUUGUCGAGAAUAUUUUCUGUCAGAGUGUAAUUUUACAGAUAAAUAUAGAACUUACGAUGGCACUUGUAAUCAUCCGAGAAAUCAUGGAGCAGCGUUUACUCCAUUUGCAAGAAAUUUACCACCAGAUUAUGCAGAUGGAAUCGAAGAACCCCGAGUUUCGAAAUCAAAAAAACCUCUUCCAUCAGCUAGAAAAAUCAGUCUGAGAGUUCAUAAUCCCUCUCCGAGCUCAAAUCCAUCUUUUACUGUAAUGUUAGCGGUUUUCGGACAAUUCCUUGAUCAUGAUAUUACAGCAACUGCACUUAGUCAAGGAAAAAAUGGUAGCAGAUUAGCAUGUUGUUCAUCAGAUGAGCCAAAACAUCCUGAAUGUUUCUCAGUCCUAGUUGGUCCUGGAGAUCCUGUUUAUGAUGUCGCUGGGUUUGAUUGUAUGGACUUUGUGAGAUCUGCUCCCGCAAUGCAGUGCAAAAUUGGACCUCGUCAACAAUUAAAUCAGGUUACAGCGUUUAUUGAUGGAUCAGUUGUGUACGGAGCGGAUGAAAUGCUUGCGCAUUCUCUUCGAGAGCAUAAAAAUGGUUUGCUAAAAAUGUUUAUAACACCGGAUGGUCGCACCCUUCUUCCUCAAAGUACUAAUUUAAACGAUGGAUGUAAUAGAGAAAUUGAAAAUGAACGCGGUCGCUAUUGUUUUGUCACUGGAGAUCCUCGGGCUAAUGAAAACCUUCAUCUAACAACAAUGCACCUCAUAUGGGCUCGUCAGCAUAAUUUAAUAGCAUCUCAAUUGCAUAAAAUAAACCCAGAUUGGAAUGAUGAAAGACUAUACCAGGAAACUCGACGAAUUAUCGCUGCUCAGUUACAACAUAUUACAUACAAUGAAUUUCUGCCAAUUGUUUUAGGAAAAAAUGAAAUGAAGAGACUUAAUUUGACGUUAUUAAAAUUAAAUGAAUAUCGACAUUAUAAUUUUGAUAAAAAAACAUCGAGUAUUGAUGAUCCGGCAAUUGCCAAUUGUUUCGCUACUGCAGCAUUCAGAUUUGCUCACACUUUGCUUCCUGGAUUGAUGAAGAUAACAAAUGCUGAAAAAGGAAGUGAAGAUUGGAUUCAAUUGCAUAAAAUGUUAUUCAAUCCUUACAGUUUAUAUUCAGAAACAGGUGUAAGAGAUUCUAUUAUUUCUGCUACAUCCAAUUUAAUUCAAAUGACUUCAACACAUGUUACUUCGCAAUUAACCCAUCAUCUUUUUGAGGAUCCUUUUGAAGAUUCUUCAAUGACUAAUGAGUUUAAAAAUCAAACAUUCGUACCUUGUGGCCUAGAUCUUGUUUCUCUUAAUAUUCAACGUGGAAGAGAUCAUGGACUUCCAGGUUAUACAGCUUGGAGAGAAUAUUGUGAUCUCAAACGACCUCGUAAUUUUAAUGAACUAAAAGGAAUUCUUGAUCCUGAUAGUUUAGAAGGUAUUCAGGAGCUUUAUGAAGAUGUAGAUGAUAUUGAUCUUUACACUGGUGCACUAGCAGAAGUAAAAAUACAAAAUGAUGGGCUCUUAGGUCCACUAUUUACUUGUCUAGUUGGACAACAGUUUCAAAGACUUCAGUUGGGUGAUCGAUUUUGGUAUGAAUAUGAUCAUCAAUCUUAUCCUUUUACAAAAGAACAACUUCUUCAGCUAAGAAAAACAUCACUAGCUAGAAUCAUCUGUGACUGUUCCGAUAAUAUCGAUUAUAUUCAACCUCAAGUUAUGCGAUCAGUUGAUUCAACGAAUCUUAUCACAUUGUGUGAAGAUAUUCCAUCUGUUGAUUUUACAGCUUGGAAAGAAAAUGAAUCAACGAUUAACUGAUUGAUUGAAUAGCCAUUUUUUU
Molecule: messenger RNA, 2753 nt
Organism: Chelonus insularis
Lineage: Eukaryota; Metazoa; Arthropoda; Insecta; Hymenoptera; Braconidae
Gene: cd
Product: cardinal
Exons: 4
Coding region: 365-2731 (788 amino acids)
Biological process (GO): response to oxidative stress
Molecular function (GO): peroxidase activity; heme binding
Source: RefSeq, a predicted model, not a curated record